AAGCGAGAGCAACGCGAGUGCAACCAAACGAUCCUUAAGCCACAUAUCCUUCAAACGUGAAACGAGAAAAACGUGAUUAGAAAUGCGUGCCGUAGGCCUCCUACUGUUAUCCUUGUGUGUGUGCGCUGCCAUUUGGCCAGCAAAUGCACUCGAGUGCUACGAAUGCAUUGGAUCGGAUUGCGCUGAUCUGGAUAACGUUCCGGUAGUUAGUUGCAAUUUGGAUGAUAUUCCCGAACCAACAACAACAACGCAAGGUUCCACGGAUACCUCAACGUCAGAGUCUUCGCCCUCGAGCUCCGAAAGCACAACGGAUAACUCGUCUUCAAGCGACACAACGGAGAACCCUUCUUCCAGCGACACAACGGAGAAACCUUCUUCCAGCGACACAACGGAGAGUUCGUCUUCAAGCGACACAACGGAGAGCCCGUCUUCAAGUGACACAACGGAGAGUCCGUCUUCAAGCGACACAACGGAGAGUCCGUCUUCAAGCGACACAACAGACAGCCCGCCUUCAAGCGACACAACGAAGCCAAGCGAGUCGACGGAAAUCACUUCAGAGUCCACAGAAAACUCGACGCCAAUCACGGAUACAGAAUCAUCCCCAUCCUCAGAUACCACUGACUCCACCGUAUUCUCAACAACAGAGACUGCGGCGUCAUCUACAAUUACAGCUGAAACCAGUGACUCCUCUACAACGGCCGACACAUCAGAAUCCACUGGUUCAUCGGAUAAAACAGAAUCGACGGAUGCAACCACAAAUCCCGAAUCCACAGAUCCAGAGACGACGAGUGCGCCAAAAGUAGAUGAAGUGGCUUUGGCUGCGGGCGCACGCUCCGGUCGUGCACGUCGCUCAUUGGCCGCCCGGGCAGCCGAUCAACUGAUUCGCAACUAUCGCUCCCUUGAGCCAUGCGGUCGAGCCGUCCAAUAUCGUACGUCCGCCUGCUACAGCAUCAUAAAAGAAGGCGUUAUUGAACGCGGCUGCGUGCGCAUACCAGAGGGCCUGUCUGCCUGCCAGGCGGUGCGUCAGCAGGUCGACUUGCCGGAGAAUUCAGUUGGAGAUAUGUGCGAUGUUUGCCAGACGGAUCAUUGCAAUGGCAGCGCCAGUCUGCGAAUGUCCUUGGCAGCGCUGCUGCUGCUGCUGGGCAUAGGGCUGAAGAGCCUCUUCUAGGGCUUAUGUUAAUUA
This is a messenger RNA of Drosophila hydei, 1183 nucleotides long. It is a transcript of the gene Mur29B, whose product is annotated as dentin sialophosphoprotein. The record is from RefSeq and is a predicted model, not a curated record. NCBI's taxonomy places the organism in Eukaryota, Metazoa, Arthropoda, Insecta, Diptera, Drosophilidae. The transcript has 3 exons. Bases 83 to 1168 code for a protein of 361 amino acids.